Salvelinus namaycush (lake trout) is the source of this 1440-nucleotide messenger RNA. RefSeq names its product synaptotagmin-7-like. NCBI's taxonomy places the organism in Eukaryota, Metazoa, Chordata, Actinopteri, Salmoniformes, Salmonidae. The coding region runs from base 1 to 1440 and encodes 479 amino acids. Gene Ontology annotation, cellular component: synaptic vesicle; synapse; membrane. Gene Ontology annotation, molecular function: SNARE binding; phosphatidylserine binding; calcium ion binding. Gene Ontology annotation, biological process: cellular response to calcium ion; regulation of dopamine secretion; calcium-ion regulated exocytosis. The transcript has 13 exons. The record is from RefSeq and is a predicted model, not a curated record.
AUGAAGAUUGCUCUGUCUGCAGGGUCUCUAUCUAUCAGUGUGUUCCUGGUAUCUCUGGGGCUGACGGUGUGUGCCGUGUGGCUCGUAGCUCUGUGUGGAGUCUGCACCUGGUGUCAACGCAAACUGGGCAAGAGGAACAAGCCUGGGGUGGAGGCAGCCAGCACCCCAGAUUCAGUUCAGAUUCGUGGCCGAGGGGAAAACAAAGCCAUCAACCACUAUGAUCUAGACAGGGACUUUUGGAAUAACAAUGACAGCAGCAACGUGCAGCAGAGAUGGAGCUCCUAUCCGCCCAAAGAGUUCCUCUUAAACAUGUCCCCCUAUGCCCCGUACGGAGACCCUCGCCUCACGCCCAACGAGGGGAAGAUGGUUGUUCUGUCUCUAGCGAUCGGGCUGGCUGAACAAGAUGACUUCGCCAACCUCCCAGAUCUACAGGAAGCACCAGCAUGCCAAGAAAAGUCAACUCCACCAGACAAAUCAAGGAGCCUGGGUAAACCUGGGAGCCAGACCCCAGAUGAGGCAGGCCGCCUCGGGAACUCCUCCGUCACAGACCUGGCCAACUCUGUCACCACCAGCGACAUUCACAUGCUCUCUCCGGGCUCAGAAGAGGACACAGAAGGGCCUGUGGUUGAGAAGCUGGGCCGGAUUCAGUUCAGUGUGGGCUACAGCUUCCAGGACUCCACCCUGACCGUCAAGAUCCUCACGGGCCAGGAGCUCCCCGCCAAGGACUUCUCUGGCACCUCAGACCCCUUCGUCAAACUCUACCUGCUGCCUGACAAGAAGCACAAGCUGGAGACCAAGGUCAAGAGGAAGAACCUCAACCCUCGCUGGAACGAGACCUUCCUGUUUGAAGGGUUCCCCUAUGAGAAGGUGAUCCAGAGGACCCUCUAUAUGCAGGUGCUGGAUUACGAUCGUUUCAGCAGGAACGACCCCAUCGGGGAGGUGUCCAUCCCCCUUAACAAGGUGGACCUGGGCAACCAGCAGACCUACUGGAAGGAGCUGAAGCCCUGCAGCGACGGCAGCGGGAGUCGAGGAGACCUGCUGGUGUCACUGUGCUACAACCCUCAAGCUAACACCAUCAAUGUGACCAUCAUCAAAGCCCGCAACCUCAAAGCCAUGGACAUCGGAGGCACCUCCGAUCCAUAUGUGAAGCUGUGGCUGAUGCACAAGGACAAGCGUGUGGAGAAGAAGAAGACUGUGACAAUGAAGUGCUGUCUGAACCCCGUGUUCAACGAGUCCUUCCCCUUCGACGUCCCCGCCCACGUGCUCCGAGAGACCACCAUCAUCAUCACCGUCAUGGACAAGGACAAGCUCAGUCGCAACGACGUCAUCGGCAAGAUCUAUCUCUCGUGGAAGAGUGGUCCGGCGGAGGUGAAGCACUGGAAGGACAUGAUGGGUAAACCUCGUAAUGCCGUGCAGCAGUGGCAUGCCCUCAAGGCCUGA